Messenger RNA from Salvelinus namaycush (lake trout), 1966 nucleotides. RefSeq names its product hepatocyte growth factor receptor-like. The transcript is spliced from 12 exons. The coding region runs from base 1 to 1869 and encodes 622 amino acids. Gene Ontology annotation, molecular function: ATP binding; transmembrane receptor protein tyrosine kinase activity. The record is from RefSeq and is a predicted model, not a curated record. Gene Ontology annotation, cellular component: signaling receptor complex. NCBI's taxonomy places the organism in Eukaryota, Metazoa, Chordata, Actinopteri, Salmoniformes, Salmonidae. Gene Ontology annotation, biological process: cell migration; protein phosphorylation; cell surface receptor protein tyrosine kinase signaling pathway.
AUGGCUCUAUGUGUGUUCUCCCUCCAGAACUGCAUCAAGGGUGAGGACAGGCUGGCCAUCCUGUGUACCACCCCGUCCCUGAAGAACCUGGGUCUGCAGACUCCUGUGGUCACCAAGGUGGCGUUCGUCCUGGAUGGUUUCUCCACGCCCCAGUUUGACCUGCUCUAUGUAGAGGACCCUCGCUUCGAGGACUUUCAGAGACCCACCGUCACAUCAAAGGGCAACAAGAGCAUUCUGGAGAUUAAGGUGCCAGGCCGUGUGGAUGUGGAGGCGAUGAAGGGGGAGGUGCUGAAGGUGUCUAACAGGACCUGUGAGAGCGUAACUGUGGUGGGGAACACUCUGGAGUGUACUGUCCCCAUGGAGCUAUGGGACGCAACCAACGAAUUGGAGGUGGAGUGGCGUCAGGCGUCGUCCUCAGUGAGUUUGGGCAGGGUGAUGUUGGCCCAUGAGCAGGACUACAGAGGGCUGCUAGCUGGCUGUGUGUGUGUCAGUCUGCUGCUGCUGAUGUUGCUCACUCUGUUCCUCUGGAAAAGGAGGAACAAACACAUUGACGAUCUGGCUGAGGGUAAGGUUUGGUAUGACGGCAGGGCUCACAUUCAGCACUUGGAUAUGUUGGCUAACGCCCGGAGCGUCAGCCCCACUAACGAAAUGGUGUCCCACGAGUCUUUGGACUAUAGAACCACCCUGCCGGAGGACCAGGGCGUGGAGAGGCCAGAGUCAUGCAGGGGGGCUCCCCCUAUCUACGGGAGCCAUGGGGAGCUGCUGUCCCCCAGAUUGGGGCUCGGAGGCAUGGGUCUGGGGGCAGAGGGGGAGCUGGUGUCCCCUCUCCUGUCGGCCCCGGUCCACAUCGACCCGUCCCAGCUGCACCCGGACCUCCUGAAGGAGGUUCAACAUGUGGUCAUCGCCAGAGAACAUCUGCUGUUACAUUUUAACCAGGUCAUCGGCAGAGGGCACUUUGGCUGUGUGUUCCACGGUACCUUGUUGGAGGCUGACGGACAGAAGCAGCACUGUGCCAUCAAGUCUCUCAACCGGAUUACUGACCUGGAGGAGGUGUCUCAGUUCCUGAAGGAGGGGAUAAUCAUGAAGGACUUCAGCCACCCCAACGUGUUGUCUCUCCUGGGGAUCUGUCUGCCCCCUGAGGGCUCUCCUCUGGUGGUGCUGCCAUACAUGAAGCACGGAGACCUCAGGAACUUCAUCAGGGACGAGACACACAACCCAACAGUGAAGGACCUGAUGGGCUUUGGUGUGCAGGUGGCCAGGGGCAUGGAGUAUCUGGCCAGCAAGAAGUUUGUCCACAGAGACCUAGCUGCCAGGAACUGCAUGCUGGAUGAGAGCUACACAGUGAAGGUGGCAGACUUUGGCCUGGCCAGGGAUGUGUAUGAAAAGGAGUACUACAGCAUCCACAGCAAGAGUGGAGUCAAACUACCGGUCAAGUGGAUGGCCCUGGAGAGCCUGCAGACACACAAGUUCACCCCCAAGUCAGAUGUGUGGUCGUUUGGCGUGUUGCUAUGGGAACUGAUGACCCGGGGAGCCCCGCCCUACUCGGACGUCAACUCUUUUGACAUCACAGUGUUCCUACUGCAGGGGAGACGCCUGCUGCAGCCAGAGUUCUGCCCCGACGCACUGUAUAACGUGAUGGUUGAGUGCUGGCACCCUAGACCAGAGCAGAGGCCUACCUUCUCAGAGCUGGUGUCCCGUAUCAAGUCCAUCUUCUCCAGCUUCAGUGGAGAGCACUACAUACUUCUCAACACCACCUAUGUCAACAUCGACAAGAUGACCCCCUAUCCCUCACUCAUUUCCUACUCCUCAUCCUCGUCCUCUUCCUCCACCCGUCAGGGCCACCCCCUGGAGCGAGACUGCUGCACCUGAUGGGGGGUGGGGGAUGGGGGUGGAGAGAGAGAGAGAGAGAGAGAGAGAGAGAGAGAGAGAGAGAGAGAGAGAGAGAGAGAGAGAGAGAGAGAGAGAG